Messenger RNA from Fimicolochytrium jonesii, 372 nucleotides. RefSeq lists its product as uncharacterized. NCBI's taxonomy places the organism in Eukaryota, Fungi, Chytridiomycota, Chytridiomycetes, Spizellomycetales, Powellomycetaceae. The coding region runs from base 1 to 372 and encodes 123 amino acids. The transcript is spliced from 3 exons. The record is from RefSeq and is a predicted model, not a curated record.
AUGCUUCGCUACGUUAACGGCAGCGGAAACGGUCACUCGACCAACGGGUCGACUAAUGGGUCAACGGGCAGCAAAGAAUCCUUCACCGUUUUCGUGAGGCACAAUGGCGGUGGUUCUGUUUCGAUGAUCGUGAAGCCGAAUAUGAGUUUUUACAAGUUUGGUGACCAGCUGGACGUUUCUGCCCCCUCCCGCAGCAUCGCCGAGCUGAAACAAGCCGUCAUCAAACGAUUCCCAGCCAUCCAGUCCUACAACUUGCGUCUCCUUUGCGUCAGCAAGGAACUCGAGGAUUCGUGGACUAUCAGCCACUACCCUUUCGUCAGAGAGGGGUCCACCAUCGAUGUGGCGGUCCGAUGCAACGGCGGCAACCAGUGA